Bactrocera oleae (olive fruit fly) is the source of this 679-nucleotide messenger RNA. Its product is annotated as small integral membrane protein 12. NCBI's taxonomy places the organism in Eukaryota, Metazoa, Arthropoda, Insecta, Diptera, Tephritidae. The record is from RefSeq and is a predicted model, not a curated record.
ACUUCCAUCCGCGAUAUUCAAAUUAUACACAGGGUGAUUCAGCUUGGUGUAAAACUGCCCGAUUGUAAAACGUCAUAUGCGACAAUCAUAUGUUUGUCAAAUGCACGCCGGCAACAAGAUUUAUUUUUGUUUAACAUAAUUGGAAUAAACAGUGAAAGUUGUGUAAUCUCGUAAACAACGAGAUAUUUCUUAAAUUAAUUAUUGUACUAUAAGUUUUAACAAUGUGGCCUAUUAUAAUGGCAAUACUAAGGCGAAAUGCGGUCUACAUAACACUGCCCAUUGCUGGAGUUGUGGGAUUAAUUGGUUACAACCUGGAAAAUAUACUAUCUGAUAAAUACACGCCAUAUAACAAAUCCAUACUUGAAAAUCGAGCUGAACGAUUAGCAGAGGAAGAAUUAGCUGACCCAACACGAGUGGAUAAGCUGCGGCUGAAUGUGAAUGUUCUAGAAAGAAAUUUAUCUCCCUCCCUUCAGCCAAAGUAAUUAUUUUAAAAUUAUGUUACUUUAGGAAUGAAACACUAAUCUUUACUCAAAAAUUGUUGUAUAUUUUUCAUUUAAAAUGAUGCUUUUAUCUAAAAAUCUGAAUCGUGUCUUAUGUAAGAAAAAAUAGUAAAUGUUAGAUGAUUUAUGGAUGUUAUGAGAUCGCAAUAUAAAAUAACGUAAUUUGUGUAAGAAAAACA